Apis florea (little honeybee) is the source of this 843-nucleotide messenger RNA. Its product is annotated as NPC intracellular cholesterol transporter 2 homolog a. Gene Ontology annotation, biological process: intracellular cholesterol transport. Gene Ontology annotation, molecular function: sterol binding. Lineage: Eukaryota; Metazoa; Arthropoda; Insecta; Hymenoptera; Apidae. The record is from RefSeq and is a predicted model, not a curated record.
UUGUAAGAAGCAGAUGGUAAUUUGCUGCGUAAGAUACGUAAUUUAAGAAUAGUAUGAGUGACGUGAUGUCUGCUGAGAAUAGCAGGCAAAUGUUUGUUUCGAUAGAGAACUCUGUAUAAGCGUACAAGUUUAAUAGCUGCCUGGACUCCAAAGGAACAACAUGUAUCGAAUGAUUGCUGUAAUUCUUAUCGUAUGCUUGUACUUCUCACCAAUGUAUCGAGCCAUUAAUAUCGAUGAUUGUGGCUCAAAAGUGGGAAAACUUACGUCUAUAACUUUAGACUGUGAUAUGACCAAAAGUGUAUGUGACUUAAUACCAGAUACGAAUGCAACAAUUCGAAUCGAUUUUACGCUCGAAAAAGAUGUUUCAAAAGUUAAUGCAAUUGUGCACGGUAUUGUAAUGGAUAUUCCUAUACCUUUCCCAUUACCAAAUGCAGAUGCUUGUCAAACUCCUGAUUCUGGUAUUACAUGUCCUUUAAAUAAGGAUGAAACUUAUCACUAUAAAAAUACAUUACCCGUGCAUAAAUCGUAUCCUAAGGUGAGUGUUACUGUAAAAUGGCAACUUAAAGAUGAAAAUAAUGAAGAUAUUAUUUGCGUGCUAAUUCCGGCUCGAAUUAAAUAGAUAUUAAAUGGGUAUUAUUGUUUCACAAUAUAUUAUAAUUAUUUUCAAAGAAGUAUAUAUUUUACAAAAAUUGUAUGAAAUAAAUACAAAGAGGACUAAAAAUGUCAAUUUUAUACAUUUCAUAAUAUGAAUUAUUUUAAUGUACAAAAUAUACAAGAAUUUCAUACAGUUUUUAUUGAAAUGAAUACAUGUAAAAUAAGAAUAUAUUAUAUUAUAACAAUAAA